AUGUAUCUAUUGAGGGUUAUUGAAAUCAGUAUAUCAACACAGACCACUCCAGACCAUAGCGUCCCACAUGGGCCUAAUCCAGCUGGGCCUCCAUCUGGUCCAGACCAUAAUGUCCCACACAGGCCUAAUCCCACUGGGCCUCCAUCUCGUCCAGACCAUAAUGUCCCACACGGGCCUAAUCCCGCUGGGCCUCCAUCUCGUCCAGAUCAUAAUGUCCCACAUGGGCCUAAUCCCGCUGGGCCUCCAUUCGGUCCAGACCAUAAUGUCCUACACGGGCCUAAUCUAGCUGGGCCUCUAUCUGGUCCAGACCAUAAUGUUCCACAUGGGCCUAAUCCAGCUGGGCCUCCAUCUGGUCCAGACCAUAAUGUCCAAAGUUGGCCUAAUCCAAAAGGUAAUCCAGUCCCAUCUGGUCCAGACCAUGAUGUCAUAGGUCGGCCUAAUCAAGAAGGUAAUCCAGCCCCGCCACCAACUAGACUAGACCAUAACGUCCCACACGGGCCUAAUCCAGUUGAGCCACCACCAGUUGGGCCUACAAAUUCAGAAAACUUCCGGACCACUUCAGACCAUAAUGUUCUACGUGGGCCUAAUCCUGCUGGGCCACCAUCUAGUUCAGACUAUAAUAUCCCAAAUGGGUUUAAUCAAGAAAGUAAUCCAGCCCCGCCACCAGCUAGACUAGCUCAUAACGUCCCACAUGGUCCUAAUCUAGCUGGGCCACUUUCCGGGCUUACAAAAUUCCCAAAAAUAUACAAGGAGUUUGUGGCUCAAUUUGGGUUCUUCAACCCAUCUUUACGGCAUUAUCCCCUAAGUGGGCUUAAUCCAUCUCAGCCACCUGCUAGGCCUACAAAAUCAACAAAAUACAAGAAACCAGUGUUUCAAUCUAUGUAA
Molecule: messenger RNA, 885 nt
Organism: Cornus florida
Lineage: Eukaryota; Viridiplantae; Streptophyta; Magnoliopsida; Cornales; Cornaceae
Exons: 3
Coding region: 1-885 (294 amino acids)
Source: RefSeq, a predicted model, not a curated record